UAAAAAUAACAUCAUAAAUAUAAAAUUUUUGCAAUUUGCAUUACGUGCAACCGGCCGGCUGUGUCAAGAUUCAAGAACGAGAUGGAGAAGACAAGACCAGAACCGCUCUCAGCAAAAGACCAAGGGUCAUUCGCGUUCGAUACAGUAAAUCGACGUAUGCCCGUGAUUUUGACACGUGUCAUCGAUGCUUCCAGCAAAUUAGCUUCUAAACUAACAGAGCAAAAUGAUCAUAAAAAAGCAGAUGAUGUCAAAAGUAUUUUGAAUCAACUGUCAGGACUCAAGUAUGAAAUGGAAACUAACAAACCUCUGAAGCAUAUAACUGAUGACCAAGAUGACACUGAAAUCUGGAACAACUACUUAAAAGGAAGACAAUCUUUGGUAGCUGGCAAGGAUCUUACAUUUUACACUGGAGCAUGGCUGUUAUGUGAAUGUUACAUGUAUCGGAGAAUAUUUCAAGCUUUUGUUUCAAGUUCCAUGUUCAAAGACUAUGAUCCAUUCAGUGCACAGAAGCAAGAAUCAUUUUUUAGCACAAUGGAUUCAGUGAAGUCUUUAUCAGAGAAUGUUAUCAAUUGUACCAACAUGCUUAGCGAGAACUCAAGUGACGAAGCUGUGAGGCUAGAGUUUGAGACUCUGUUACAGUUCUCUCUAUGGGCAAACAAGUGUGAUUUGUCUGUGUCUGGUGGUGUAAUCAAAGAUGGUCAACAUACCGGUAUGGCUGAACAACUUGAGCAUCUCAAAGCUUGGAUCCUGGUUGAUAACACGUCAGAGGUUUGGAAACUUCUGAGAAGCAUUGACCGAAGCACCGACCACAUGAUCCACAUAGACUUUGUCUUAGAUAAUGCUGGUUUUGAAGUUUUUGCUGAUUUGUGCCUGGCAGAAUUCUUUCUCUCUUUAAACCUUGCUAAAACCAUCUACUUUCAUGUGAAGAAUAUACCCUGGUUCGUUUCGGAUGCUUCUGAACGAGAUAUCAAUUGGUUGAUAGCACAGAUGAUGCAAUCUGAGAAUAGAUUUAUCUUGCAGCUUGGAACAAGGUGGCAAGCUAGGUUUGAUGAUGGAUCAUUUCAAUUCAAGAAGCACAUGUACUGGACUUUAGCGCAUGACUAUAGUGAAAUGGCAUUGGCUGCUUCAGAUCUGUAUGCAGAAUUGGGGAAAGCUAAGCUAGUAUUCUUCAAGGGUGACCUGAAUUAUCGCAAGUUGGUUGGAGAUCGUAAGUGGCCCCACACAACUCCCUUUACCGAAGCAUUGUGGGGUUUUUGUCCUGCGGCGUUGUGUUCAUUACGUACCCUAAAAGCUGACGUGGUUGUUGGAUUGCAACCAGGGCAGGACACUCAAGCUGAGUCAAAAGAUCCACAGUGGAUGGUUAAUGGCACUUACGCUGUUAUUCAAUAUCAGCUUAAUAUAUGAUACGAUUGAAUAU
Molecule: messenger RNA, 1417 nt
Organism: Dendronephthya gigantea
Lineage: Eukaryota; Metazoa; Cnidaria; Anthozoa; Malacalcyonacea; Nephtheidae
Product: protein-glutamate O-methyltransferase-like
Exons: 5
Coding region: 82-1404 (440 amino acids)
Biological process (GO): DNA damage response
Cellular component (GO): nucleus; cytoplasm
Molecular function (GO): phosphatase activity
Source: RefSeq, a predicted model, not a curated record